GCACCGGGUGACUCCUCCCAUCCCAUCCCUCUGUUGCCCUUCCCGCUCCCGGUCAUGCCGCCGCUCUGAGCCAUGGGCGCCAGCGGCUCCAAGUCCCGGGGCCUCUGGCCUUUUGGCUCGGGUGGGCCAGGCGGCUCCGAGGGGCCGGGCGGGGAACAGGCUCUGGCCCGGGCGCGGGGGCUCUGCUCGGCCACCCCCUUCGUCUUCACCCGCCGCGGCUCCAUGUAUUAUGAUGAGGAUGGUGACCUUGCCCAUGAGUUUUAUGAGGAGACAAUAGUCACCAAGAAUGGGAGGAAGCGUGCCAAGCUGAAAAGAAUCCACAAGAACCUGAUACCUCAGGGCACAGUGAAACUGGAGCACCCUCGGAUUCACGUGGACUUCCCUGUUAUCAUCUGCGAGGUCUGAGCCAUGAGGGCAGUGUGAACAGUUACUGUGUGCUGUAAAUGCACUUUAACUUGCCCAGUUUUACUGUACCUCGUGUAAACCACGCUAGGCAGCCACAUGUCCUUGCAGAGUGAUGGAUCUGGAGCACAGACACAUGGUUGGCUUUGAAGCUACUGUGCUAGGAGAAGGAGGAGGCGACAGCGGCUGCAGCACUGGGGAUGUCUUGGAACUGGAUAGUGAUCAGGAGUAGCACUGGCUAGGGAUGUGUGUUGAGAGGACCUGCGUCAGCGGAGCUAUCUGGCCUUGUUUAGGAGGAUGCUCAAAAUUCCCCUCGCUGAAUCGAGUAAAAUUCUUUUAUCCACCACUAACUGACAUUUAGGUAGCAACAGAUUUCAAGUGUCUCAAGACCAUGGAGAAUCAACCUGCACCCUUUUCUGACCAGAUGUCCUGCUUGUUGAGUACCCCAGUCAGUUUCUACAAAAGUUGACAAUGAAGUUUCAGUUUAUAUGCUGUAGAUGAGUAAAAGUGAGCAGCAAGCUUCUUAUGCCUUUCCCUUCUCCCCUCCCUUCCUCAACAUAACAUAGCUGAAUACCUAAUGCUGUACGGUGUCCUUGUGGGUUGGUGAGAGGUGAUAUCAAAUGCUGCACUUAAGAGGACAGCUGAAGCUUUCUAAGAUGGAUGUAAUCUUGAGGGCUACACUGAAGCAGACGGACGCAGAGGUCUUGCGCUCUCUGUAAUAUCUCCCUGGGGAGUUGCACUAUUUUCAUUUUAUUUUUUGCAGUCUGUGUCUUUUUCAACUUUGUUGCUUGGAAAAUUCCACUGAACUAGUGCCUGUGCUGUAGCACAUCAGUAGAGGCUGUUGGCAGCAGCAAUAUCUGAGCAUGUAGCUUUUCUGUUAAGAUUUACCAAGCAGGCCACCUCUUAGAAAGCAUCUGCCUUGGCAGAUUGUGGUUUCAUUCCAGAGUGGUCUUCUCUCUUCUGAAUCUACAUCCCACUGGUGUGUGGAAUGCAAGGCAGGCUGUGAUCCUCCUGCCUGCUCCAUUCCUAUUGUAGGAAGGCUUUUCUCCUAAAACAAUUAAAAGUUACAGUUCCUUCUUGACCCCUUAGGACAGGUUAUGCUGUCAGCACUCAGGCAACUUCGUUGCUUUUAUCGAGAUGGUUGCCAACCUGCUUUUGAGUCCUUUGGCUGUGCACACAUGCAUACAGCCCCCCGGCAGAAAGUCUUUUUGACUCCUUGGAUUGGACCAGGUCUAACAUGAGGCAAUGCAGCACCUUUCCAAGGAAGGCUGGGUCUCCUCUUUUUGAAGGACUCUCCCCUCUCCCCCAGUAUGUUGAGUGUUAAAUGUUUGGUUGUUAGGGCCACUUCUUUUGGCCAGAAUGGCAUUGGUCGCUGUGUCAGUACUGAAGCGGUACACUUGCCUCUUCAUCAUCCCACGUUUCUUGCUUCGAUGAUGUAGAGCUCUCUGCUACUGAGCCCUGAACAAGCAAAAUCCUCUCAGAGGCACCUUGUCUUUGAAGAGGGUUUCAUAUGCAAGCCUGCCUGCCUGCCUUUUCUACCAACCCCACAGAAUUUUUUGUACAAAGCUUUAAAACUGGAUUGUAGAUGGGUUAGCUGUAGGAGUUGGUUCAUUGCCCGUCACAUUUACUUCCCCAGAGCAUGUCAUUGCCUUUCUGAGCACUUCAGGCGUUUGCUACCUCAACGUUUCAUUUAAUCAGCUGGUAUACAGUUAUGCCAGCCAAAUCAAUACGACUGUGUUGUGCGUGUCUCCAUCUCUGCAGCUGCAAGGGAAUCCUCCUUAAACAUUAGGAACGAGAUUAGGAAAGGUGUGGAGAGUGUGUAGCCAUGUUGUCAGAGGCCUUUUCACUGGCUGUCACCUUUGCUCCUUUCAGCUCCUACAGCUGUACGUUAGGAUUGACACCCCACCCACCCCAGAGCAUAGGAAGCAUGGUGUUCCCUGGUGGCUUCCCAAGUUGCAACUGCUUUGCCAUGCUGAUCUCAUUAUGAACCUACAGUUCAAGGACCAUAGUUACCCAUACAUGGAGAGCACAUAGCUUGCUGACAUUGGGCUUAUGUCAUAUUUCCAUCCUCUUGCCCCACCCACUCUGUCCACUUCGUGCACUGGAGCUUAUCUUUUGGUUUGGUUUCAUCUCGAUGAUGAUGGGAAGCUGACAUCUUCAUCCUUAAUCAAGGACGGAUGUUUCCACUGCCAUGAAUCAAGAGCAUACUGGGGAUAGAGGUGUGUUUGCAACAGUCCUUGGCAAACAGAGCUCCAUCUCAGCAUCCUUGUGCAUAAUAAGUUAGAGGCUCAAAUCAAGGCGCUGAGACAUGCUUAUUCUUGAAUAGUAUAGUUUAGAACAGGAGACUGCCUGUCAAAAAGCUUGCUGUCUGUGGCGAUCAUCUCUUAUAAGGGACUUAAGUCAUGAGAGAGACUGGGGCGGAAAGGCUUGUUGGUAAUACCCCUUCCUAAAAUAUCUGAUUUAUGUUCUUUCAUUGACGAUUUUGUUUCUGAGCAAGCAAAUACCUGUGAUCAGAAAAGUACAGUGCAACGUUGGCUUUCAUUUCCCUUGCCACUUCGAGUGCUUGUGCGCAUCCUGCUGUGGGGACCUCCCUCCCACUCGAAGCUCAGUGGAGCCUCUCCCCAAAAGGAAGCUUCAUUUCUGCCUAGCUUGAACUCUUCUAAGAUGCAGCAGCCUCUCUGGAGCUACUGGCAGCUGCUUUCAGUCCAUUUCUCUAAGAGGCUGGCUUGCCUGCUGGGACUGCAGCUGUGCAAUUAGACGGCUUGGAUGCUAUGAUCCCAUCGACGCUGCCCCCGCCCGUCCCGGUCGUGCUUUCCGGCAGCCCUGCUUCUCUUGAGAGCAGUAGUUGUUGGCAGGAAGGGGGCUCGUGGAGGCUGCUUUAUACAGGAUGAUGAUAAUGUGAAAGUUGGUGAGAUAUAUAAACCUAUUUAUAUAUUAUCACUAUUGCUGGAACAAGCAAAAAGUUCUAUUUCCUUUUUUUUUUAAUGACUCUUCUGUGCAAAUGUGUGGUUGUGUAAAAGACCUGAACCCACUAGCACUACACUUCCUGUUCCUGUAGCAUAUGGAUAAGGAACCCUAAAGGCAAAUGUGUACAAUAUUUAUGGUCCGUCUCCUCUGCCUUGAAGUGCAUUUGUCGAAUUUUGUUAAAUUUCAAUAAAACUAUUUGUAAGUCCCAGAA
Molecule: messenger RNA, 3580 nt
Organism: Elgaria multicarinata webbii
Lineage: Eukaryota; Metazoa; Chordata; Lepidosauria; Squamata; Anguidae
Gene: TUSC2
Product: tumor suppressor 2, mitochondrial calcium regulator
Exons: 3
Coding region: 73-405 (110 amino acids)
Biological process (GO): inflammatory response; regulation of mitochondrial membrane potential
Cellular component (GO): mitochondrion
Source: RefSeq, a predicted model, not a curated record